GCUAUAAAAGCAUUCAGAAAAGCUUCACCAACUCAGUAGAAUUCAUAAAGAAAAGAAAAGGGGAAAAAGGAUCCCUCCCCUAAGUUUUCUCUGGCUUUCUUCCGUUAAUGUCUGUUUCCAUCCAAGUUCUAGGCUUAAAAAGCCUUCAGAAGAAAGAAAAAAAGUGCCAUAGGAGAGAGCUUUUAGAGAGAGAAAGAACUGGUCAUUUCAGCACUUCCCAACAUGGGCAUCAUGAGAGUGAGCAGCCUGGAGAUGGCAAGGGAAGAAGAAGGGUGAAGAAGCAGGGACGAAGAAGAAAGACGACUCAGUUUGGAGCUGCUAGACAAGUUCUUCAAUGGAACAUGUGGUACUUUACCUCAACAAUCAGCUAUAUUUUAAGGAAGGCCAAAGCCUUUUACAAUGAGUGUUGCUGUGAUGCUUAUGAAGAUGAGAGGAUGAAGAGAGUUGAAGUGGCUAUGGUUGAUCCUUAUUUCUCAAUGCCUGUUUUUCCUUAUACUACUAUGGCUAAUUGUAUGUAAAUGCUAUUAAGGCAGAAGAAUGAGUGAUGGAGCUAGGGUCAUGUGUGUUUGUACCAAGUUAUGUGUGUCUAGGCUUAGAAGAAUAUGUGUGGGUCCACUUUAAAAACAAAAGAACCUUUUCCUUUUGUUUUCAACAUUGUAUUAAAGAAUUGUGAUCUGGUGGCUAGUAAAAGUUGCUAUAAUUAUUGUGCAC
This is a messenger RNA of Cucurbita moschata (crookneck pumpkin), 711 nucleotides long. RefSeq lists its product as uncharacterized. Lineage: Eukaryota; Viridiplantae; Streptophyta; Magnoliopsida; Cucurbitales; Cucurbitaceae. The transcript has a single exon. The record is from RefSeq and is a predicted model, not a curated record. The coding region runs from base 108 to 518 and encodes 136 amino acids.